CAAUCACAUGCCUGACUUCAUUGGCAAUCGGUUUCAAUUAUCUUAGUCAUUAGAUUAAAAGAACGGUCCACAAGUAAUUAGAAAAUAGAAACUCGUUCUUAGAUUUCAGGAUGGCUAUAAAUGUAGGAUAAGAUUAAGCGCAAAAUUACCGCCACAAAAUAUGGAGCGCAACCAAAGAGGUUUCUCUGCCACCACCACCCACGGCGGUCCACCACUUCACACGGUGGAACCCCUUGCUCGGACCAUGUUUAACCGACUAUUCGCGGUGGUUUACACUUGUGGACUCAUAGUUCAUUUUUCUCAUCAUGCGCAGAAUCUCUUUCAAUCCAGAUCCAUACUGUCCUUCUCUAUACACGUAUCUCUACUACUCUCUGAUCUUGUUCUCGCCUUCAUGUGGGCCACCACACAGGCUUUACGGAUGUGUCCAGUUCAGCGCAGACAGUUUCCGGAGAACCUCGAAAAAGUUGUGAGAAGAAGUGAGUUUCCGGCUCUGGAUGUGUUCAUAUGCACGGCGGACCCGUACAAGGAGCCGCCAAUCACGGUGGUUAACACGGCCUUGUCGGUUUUGGCGUAUGAUUAUCCGACGGACAAGUUGUCAGUAUUUGUGUCUGAUGACGGUGGCUCUGCACUGACUCUCUUUGCUUUCCUGGAGGCUGCCAAGUUUGGGAGAUACUGGUUGCCAUUUUGUCGGAAGAACGACGUCAUGGAGAGGAGUCCAGAGGAGCAUUUCAUGGCAUCAGAUCAUGAUCAUUGGUCCUCUGAGACUCGGGAGAUCAAGACGAUGUAUGAGAUCAUGAAGACUAGGGUGGAAUUCGUGGUUCAGAGUGGAAAAGUUGGCGAUCAGUAUAUCAGUUCUGAUGAAGAGCGCCAGAUUUUUGAAAAGUGGACGGACGGAUUUACCGAUCAAGAUCAUCCUGCUGUAGUUCAGAUUCUAUUAGACAACGGCAAGGACCUAGACAUCACAGGCCAUUCUAUGCCAAACCUCAUUUAUGUCUCUAGAGAGAAAAGCAUGACUUCUCACCACCACUUCAAAGGUGGUGCCCUUAAUGCCCUGCUUCGAGUAUCAGCUCUCCUAAGCAAUGCUCCGAUAGUUCUAACAUUAGAUUGUGAUAUGUACUCAAACAAUCCUCGAACACCUCAUCAAAUGCUCUGUUACUUCUCCGAUACAACAAUAAUCCCUUAUCACUUGGGGUAUGUCCAAUUUCCUCAGCGGUUUAAGGGCAUCAACAAGAGUGAUACCUACAGUUGUGAGUACAAACGUAUGUUUCACAUUAAUCCUAUGGGGUUGGAUGGGCUACGAGGCCCUGAUUAUUUUGGUUCAGGGACCUUCUUUCUUCGACGGACUUUCUUUGGAGGCCCAUCAACUCCAAUAUCACCGGAAAUACCAGAGUUGCGACCAGCCCAUAUUGUAAACAAGCUCAGCAAGUCCCAAGAGAUUUUGGCACUGGCCCACUUUGUAGCUGGAUGUAAUUAUGAGAAUAAUACCAAUUGGGGCUCCAAGAUUGGGUUCAGAUAUGGAUCACUGGUUGAGGACUACAACACUGGUUUUAUGUUGCAUUGUGAGGGGUGGAAGUCCAUAUUUUGCAAUCCUGAUAGGGCAGCAUUCUAUGGGUAUGCACCCAUAAGCUUGGUUGAUACUUUGAAUCAGAGCAAGAGAUGGGACAUUGGACUUCUUGAAGUAGCAUUCUCUAAAUAUAGCACAAUAACCUAUGGUGUUAGGGCUAUAAACCCUCUCAUGGGCCUCGCUUAUUCACACUAUGCAUUCUCGCCGACUUGGUCCAUUCCAAUCACCACAUAUGCCUUUCUACCCCAACUAGCUCUUCUCAACCAAGUUUCUAUCUUACCUAAGGGUUCAGAAUCUUGGUUUCUCUUGUAUGUAUUCCUUGGCGUAGGGGCCUAUGGACAAGAUUUCCUUGACUUUGUAUUAGCUGGAGGAACGGUGGACCGGUGGUGGAAUGAUCAAAGGAUGUGGAUGAUAAAGGGGCUCUCGUCUCAAUUAUUUGGAUUUAUUGAGUUCUUGGCCAAGCACAUUGGCAUUUCCACAAUUAGUUUCAAUGUUACAAGUAAAGUAGUUGAUGGUGAGCAAAGGAGAAGAUAUGACCAAGGGAUUUUUGAGUUUGGAGUUGCAUCACCAAUUUUUAUUCCCCUAGUAAUGACAUCAAUGAUCAACUUCGUCUCCUUCGUUCGAGGAGUGUUCGGAAUUCUUGGAUGGAAGGACAUGGAAGGACUAGUCAUGCAAAUGUUCAUAUCAGCAUUUGUGAUGGUGAAUUGUUGGCCAGUUUAUGAAGCCAUGGUUAUGAGAAUUGACAAAGGAAAAAUGUCAGGAAAAGUCGUUGUCAUUGCAGCAAUUUUGACAUUUGCAUUAUAUGAAUCCGCCUCACUCAUUCUCAAUAAAUAAUGGCUUAAGGGGAUUGUAUGAUCGGACUAUUUCAAUUAUGUUACUGAUACUAUAAAAGCUUCACUACCAUUUCAUGGGCAAUUUUUUUUCCAA
This is a messenger RNA of Tripterygium wilfordii, 2491 nucleotides long. RefSeq names its product cellulose synthase-like protein G3. Gene Ontology annotation, cellular component: trans-Golgi network; plasma membrane. The record is from RefSeq and is a predicted model, not a curated record. The transcript has 6 exons. Gene Ontology annotation, biological process: cellulose biosynthetic process; plant-type primary cell wall biogenesis. Gene Ontology annotation, molecular function: cellulose synthase (UDP-forming) activity; mannan synthase activity. Bases 161 to 2398 code for a protein of 745 amino acids. NCBI's taxonomy places the organism in Eukaryota, Viridiplantae, Streptophyta, Magnoliopsida, Celastrales, Celastraceae.